AUGUCCGAUGAUGAAUCCACUCGUAACAGAAAGCCUGGUGGAAGUCAGCAAGACGACGACGCAGGGAAAAGCGAUGAAUCGAAAUCCAAGCCGAAGCACGAUGCGUACAGUCGUUUCGUCGAGAGCCUAACAAGUGCUCUGAACUCCGUGACAAGCGGUGUCAGUAGUGCUGUCAAGGCUGGAGCUGGGAAGCAAGAGGAUGAAGGAAAAAGCGACGACUCGAAAGUGAGGCCGAAGCAAUGUAGCAGUUUUGUAGAGAGCUUAGCAGAUGCUCUGAACUCUGUGAAAAGCGGUGUAAACAGUGCUGUCAAGGCUGCGGCUGGUCAGUACCUUUUUGUAUAGUU
Messenger RNA from Cylicostephanus goldi, 344 nucleotides. The record is from the annotation of a GenBank genome assembly. Lineage: Eukaryota; Metazoa; Nematoda; Chromadorea; Rhabditida; Strongylidae.